AGCUUUUCAGGUGCUGACGCUUGGGCCACUUGAGCAAUAUCACUCAGCUUGAAGUUAAUAAUACUAUACUUAACUACUUCAUUGCAUGUGACUUUUCAACAUGCAGUUCAAGACUCACAACAUUGACUUCAUCGUCGCAUGACGCCAACUGCGAUUCCAAAAAUGCUAAGUUACUUCUCACCUUUUGAAUCCCCCCCAUUAGCGGCGGGUACUACACUCCUCAUCGUAGCUGCCACUGUUCACUUAGCUCGGCGAAUUAUCAAGACCAGAUCUCCAAGGCGACAUAGAAGCAUUCGACCAAGCGAGGAACGUGUUCUGAUCAUCGGUGCAUCAAGUGGCCUUGGGCGUGCUAUCGCGAAGAAAUAUGCGACCCGAAGUGCUAGGAUAUGCAUUGUGGCUCGACGAGCUGAAGCACUAUCCGUCCUGGCUAAGGAGUGCGGUGAGCAGCAGUGCAUCUGGGAAGUGGCUGACUUCAGCAACGUUGAAGACAUGGUGCGCGUGAGGGAAAGACUACGGGAGGAGUGGGGUGGUUUGGAUACACUAUACGUGUGCGCUGGUGUCUCUGCAGUGCAGCCUGUGAUGAGCCUGGCUGGAAUUGGACCUGGGAAGGAUGAAGAUGCGAGCGCUUCUGGCAUUCAAAACGCCUUGGACAUUACUGCGCGUGCAACCCAGGGAAAUGUUUAUGGGCCUCUCGUGGCAGCAGUGGCCUUUAUCCCCAUGUUGACGCGCACCUCAGCUGUGCCAGCAGUCUUACUGGUAUCUUCGGUUGCGGCAGUGGUCCCGGCACCUACGCGUGCGCUGUACGCAGCUACUAAGGCUUCAUCUCUUCUCCUGUUCCAGUCACUCGCGAUCGAACAUCCCAAGGUUGCCUUCUCGUUCGUUCUACCAGCGACUAUCGAAGGUAACUUUCGCGCUUCGGCUGUGGAUGCGGGCCCAGAAGCUAGAGAGGCAGAACCGAACCAACAUGGGCUUAAAUUGGACUAUGUUGCAAAUAGGUGCCUGGAGGCGGUGGAUCGACAAGUGACUGGAAAUGUGGUGGUGCCUUGGUUCCCAUAUGCUUUAGCGCAUCACUUAUACUAUUUAUGGCCGUCAUUCAUCGAGAGAAAGGCACGGAAGAAGUACAAUUUUGGGCAGUACUAGUAAUAAUAGUAGUCAAACAAACGUGUGAAUACAUAACAGUCAUUCAAAGUUUCCACCAUGUCCCUGAAUGUAGUGUCAAAAAAAUCAUGAUGAAAAGAAAUCAGCU
Hypoxylon fragiforme is the source of this 1246-nucleotide messenger RNA. Its product is annotated as NAD(P)-binding protein. Lineage: Eukaryota; Fungi; Ascomycota; Sordariomycetes; Xylariales; Hypoxylaceae. The coding region runs from base 139 to 1140 and encodes 333 amino acids. Gene Ontology annotation, molecular function: oxidoreductase activity. The transcript has a single exon. The record is from RefSeq and is a predicted model, not a curated record. Gene Ontology annotation, cellular component: membrane.